AUGGUGGAUCGGCUUUCGGGAGUCAGGAGGAAGAGAAUUCUGAAGAUUCAUGAUCCUCGAGAGAGAAAAUAUUUUGCCUCACCACUUGUUUUAUUGGAAGAUGAAGUGGGAGCCCCUGGGAUUGUCAUCGGUGUUUCUGUGAAUGGAAAGGAAGUUUGGUCGGAAGGCCUGGGAUAUGCCGAUGUGGAAAACCGGGUGUUGUGUAAUCCGGAGACAGUCAUGCGUAUUGCCAGUAUCAGCAAAUCCCUUACCGCGACUGCUGUUGCCAAGCUCUGGGAAGCCGGAAAGCUGGAUUUUGAUGCCCCAGUCCAGAAAUACGUCCCGGAAUUUCCUGAAAAGGAAUAUGAAAGAGAGAAAGUGACAAUAACUACCAGACUGUUACUGUCUCAUCUGAGUGGCAUCCGGCAUUACGAGAAGGAUAUUAAAAAGGUGCAGAAGCAAAAAGAAAAGGACAAGAUGCUUGUUAAAGAGGAGGUGGAGUCCAAAGCUUCUGAUCAAGACAGUAAAGAAAAAGGAGACACAGAGAAGCAGAAGGAGACAUUGAAACGGAGGAAGGAGGGUGAACACAACAAACGGCCAAAAUCAGAAAGUGACAGUACUGAAAACUCAGGGCGAAACAACAAAACCAUCCAAAUUAAGGCAGAUUCUGUCUACAACGAAUUCUAUAUCAAGGAGAAGUUUGACAGUGUUUUUAAGUCACUGGAGCUCUUCGAGAAUGAUCCCUUGAUGUUCAAACCUGGAAGCCAGUUCUUGUAUUCGACGCACGCCUGGACCCUCCUCAGCGCUGUGGUGGAAAGGGCUGCUGAGCAGGAUUUCUUACAACUCAUGAAGAAGCUGUUUUUGGAUCUUGACAUGCUUCAGACAGUGCCAGAUGAACACGAGCCAAUCAUAUACAACCGAGCAAGGCACUAUGUUUACAAUAAGAAGGGGCGUCUGGUGAACUGCCCAUACGUGGACUGCUCCUACAAGUGGGCAGGAGGUGGAUUCCUCUCCACGGUGCAUGACCUGCUGAGGUUCGGCAAUGCCAUGCUGUACAGCUACCAGGUGGAGGCGCCGGAGGGCCGAGAGCAGACCCAGCUCCCAGGCUACCUCAGACCGGCCACGGUGAGCAUGAUCUGGAGCCCGGUGCAGAACACGGAGCUGAGCUGGGACCGAGAGGGCCGUUACGCCAUGGGCUGGGGGGUUGUGGAGCAGAGUCAGGAGUAUGGGCAGGGUCGAUACCGCAGGCACUACCUCAGCCACACCGGGGGGGCAGUGGGAGUUAGCAGCGUUCUGCUGCUCCUCCCUGGUGACCCUCGGGGCAGACCGGUGGGGAGCCCUCCCCAGGGGGUGGUGGUCUCCAUUCUCUGUAACCUGCAGUCCGUCAACCUCAACUCCACCGCUCUGAAAAUCGCCUUGGAGUUCGACAAGGUCCGAGCAGGUGAGCCUCCCUCUGCGAUCUCUGACCCGACCUCCCAAUACUAGCCGGCUGACCAAGCAAAGGCCUCGCAACCGCUGAAACACACCUCCACCUCCAGCUGAAGGGACAGAGACAGUGGUGCUUUGAAAAUGGUCAGACAGGACCUCCGUUUCAGCUCAGCAAGACGUGUCCACAUUUGCCAGUUUUACUGCUUUCUCCUGGGUCUACCUCCAACGAUAGAGGAGAGACUCAAGUCAGCACUGAUUCCUAGGUUGGACAGGCAGGAGGCUGGAAGAACACGGCAAGCCAAGCAGCACCAGGAGGUGGCGAAGUCGGUGUUUCGGGUGUAACCCUUCCUCAGGACUGAUUCCUAGGUUGCCAACUCUAAUUGGUCUCUGACCUAGAGGCAAAAACUAGGCACUCUGUCACCUCCAGCCGGUCGUUUUACUCCCUUUUUUUAUAAUUCAAUCAUUCUGCAUAUCCUUUUCUACUGAAGAUUUUUAUUUAAGGCUGUUUAGGGUCACCGUCUCAUACAGCGCAAGAACAGACCUCUUUGUCCAACUCGUCCAUGCGGACCAGACUGAGAUGAAUUCUCAUCCCCCAGAGAGUGGUGAACUAGUGGAAAUUCUCCCCCUCCAAAAGGGGUUGAGGUUAAAACGUUGAAUGUUUUCAAGGAGGAGUUAACUAAGUCAUAGAGAUGUACAGCACGGAAACAGACCCUUCGGUCCAACCCG
Messenger RNA from Chiloscyllium plagiosum (whitespotted bambooshark), 2133 nucleotides. The record is from RefSeq and is a predicted model, not a curated record. Lineage: Eukaryota; Metazoa; Chordata; Chondrichthyes; Orectolobiformes; Hemiscylliidae.